CCACAAAUAUAGAUAUAUUAGGGUUUAAGUGAAACUUUUCUUUCAAAAGGGCUCUCUCCUCUAUAUUCUGUACAUAGAUUAUUUUACUUUACUUUGUCAAGUUUUUGAAUUUUGAGAGUUUCUUCCCAAUUCUCAAACUGGGUACCCUCCAGAGAUGUUCCAUUUCAAGAUUAUCAAGAACAAAGAAAAGAGAUGUCUCUGUUUUCUUGUUAAACCCAGUUACUCAAACAACUCACUCUCUCUUUCUUUCUCUGUCUUGAGUGAUGGAAACUAUCAAAAGAACCAAAUUUAGCAAACCCAAUUCAAGAGACAUCUCUUUGGUCAUCCCCAACCAAUCGCCCUCCUGGUUUAGUGUUAUUCUGAAACUCUGCAAUUAUAGCCUAUCCUCUGUUUGAUUUUAUUCCUGUAUGAGAUAGUUCGUUAGAAAAAGAUGGAAUUCUCGAGUUCUUUUGAUGGGGUUUCGAGGAUUUAUGGGUUUCAGGAUAUAAUAAGAGGUGGGUCGUCGUCUUCUUCGUCUUUGGUGUUGGAUGGUGAGAGGGGAGAGCUUGUGAAGGCUAUGGUGACGGCUGGGCAAAAAGGGGUAAAAGCAGAAAAAGCAUUGGCUGCUUUGAGGAACCAUAGUGAGGCAGAAAGGCGGCGGAGAGAGAGGAUUAAUGGUCAUCUCGCCACGCUUCGAAGCCUAAUCCCUGGCACCAAUAAGAUGGAAAAAGCAUCAUUACUGGCUGAGGUUAUCAACAACUUGAAAGAAUUGAGAAGAAAUGCGGCAGAAGCUACAAAAGGUAUUCUUGUACCAAUGGAUAUUGAUGAAGUCAAAGUUGAACAACAAGAGGAUGGAUCAGAUGGUGCCUCUUGUGCUAUCAGGGCAUCUCUAUGUUGUGAUUAUAAACACGAGAUUUUGUCUGAUUUGAGGGAAGCUCUCGAUGCCCUCAAUCUGAAAAAAGUAACGGCAGAGAUUGCUACCUUGGGAAGCAGGAUGAUUUAUGUUUUUGUCAUAGCUUGCUGCAAAGAAGGGAAGGCGGAGGAUAAUGAAGGAUGCCAGGUUCUUGCAAGUUCUAUUCGCCGCGCUCUGAGGUCUGUACUCGAUAAAUUUUAUGCCUCAGAGGAAAUUUCAUCGAGAAAUACGCUUUCAAACAAGAGAAGAAGAGUUCCAUUUUUUGAAUCUUCACACUCAUCUUCAUUAGGAGAUUUCUGGUGAAAGAAGAUGAUUCUUUGUUAUUAGAUAGUUUGUAUGUGUUUCAUUACGUUAGUUUUUAUGUUCAUAUGCUUUGGCAAAUGAAAUGCUUAUACAAAAGUUGAUAGCACGUAUUAUAUCAUGUAUUUUCCAACUCAAGAGGAAGUAGAUAUGUAUGCAACUGUCGGGCACCUGAUUUGCAUAUUACUGAAAUACUCUACUUUCUUUGGUCGA
Messenger RNA from Camellia sinensis, 1405 nucleotides. RefSeq names its product transcription factor bHLH30. Gene Ontology annotation, biological process: regulation of DNA-templated transcription. Gene Ontology annotation, molecular function: DNA-binding transcription factor activity; protein dimerization activity. Lineage: Eukaryota; Viridiplantae; Streptophyta; Magnoliopsida; Ericales; Theaceae. The record is from RefSeq and is a predicted model, not a curated record.